Epinephelus moara (kelp grouper) is the source of this 922-nucleotide messenger RNA. RefSeq names its product receptor-transporting protein 4-like. The coding region runs from base 132 to 656 and encodes 174 amino acids. The transcript has 3 exons. Gene Ontology annotation, molecular function: olfactory receptor binding. The record is from RefSeq and is a predicted model, not a curated record. Gene Ontology annotation, biological process: protein targeting to membrane; protein insertion into membrane. Lineage: Eukaryota; Metazoa; Chordata; Actinopteri; Perciformes; Serranidae.
UUAAGUUUCGUUUUCCAGACUACCAGCUGCUGGUGCAUGAUAAAUACAGAGACUUCCUACAGAGCGACACACAAGUCAAACGUUGACUCAUUUAGUCUACCAGAAGCUCAUCGAAAAUCUGAUCAACAAACAUGAGGAGAUCUACAGACUGGGUUGCUCCUUUGUGGACAGAGACGUUUGAGGAGUUGCUCUCUGAUGACAAUGAGCUGGACUAUGGAGACGAAUGGAUUCUUAACUUUGACUACAGGCAAACAGACAAACUAACCACAGAGGAGAAGAAGAGAGGCUGGAAGAUCUGCUGCCACAAUGCCCAUGCAAAUUUCAGGUGUGCAUCCUGCAGAAACACCUGGCCGUCAGCACGGGUGGUGGUGUUGUUCCGUUACCGGCUACGACGUGACCGGGGGACAGUGCUCAUGCGGCCCUUCGGACAGGCCUGUCGACAGUGCCAAGACGAUAGGUAUGUUCUCCCUGGUUUUUCAAACGAGGAAGUGGAACGUGCACUGCUCAACCUGUGUGCCAAAAUCCGGAAGAACUGCUAUGGAGAGGACAAUGAUGAUGGCCCAUCAGCACCAUCUAACGAGAGGUGGACCAAACCGCAUGAGGCGGCCCUGUGUCAAGCUUGCCACAUGGGCAUUUGCCGCCAGGGUGACAAAUAGAAGAGAGAGAGUGUGUGUGAGUGAGUGAUGAAGAAAGACACUGACAGGUUGGCUGAGAUGCCCUUUGCAGUUUGCACAUGCCCCUUUUUUCCUAAUAAUUUAAAGUUGGCUAAUUUUCUUGUUAUAGCCUUACAGUUAAUGUUGUACUAUGGCAUUUUAUUUACCAUCAACACCAAUAAUAAAACUGUUCUGGCUAUUUUUUAAUUUAUAAAGAUUUUGGACUUGAAUUUUUGUUUUUGUUACUAAUAAAGUCUUAAGUUUGUUCA